Molecule: messenger RNA, 1683 nt
Organism: Colletotrichum abscissum
Lineage: Eukaryota; Fungi; Ascomycota; Sordariomycetes; Glomerellales; Glomerellaceae
Product: amino acid permease
Exons: 3
Coding region: 1-1683 (560 amino acids)
Biological process (GO): amino acid transmembrane transport
Cellular component (GO): membrane
Molecular function (GO): amino acid transmembrane transporter activity
Source: RefSeq, a predicted model, not a curated record
AUGGACCAAGAGAAGAUGGAACCUGCGGGCUUGGAGAACCUGUGCCAUCAACAAAGUGCGAAGAUCGGCCAAGUCGAAGAUCCAUACAUCCAGCCCGGCUAUGACCUUCACAAACGUCUCGAAACGCGCCAUGUCACGAUGAUUGCGCUUGGCGGUGCGCUUGGAACAGGAUUGCUGAUUGGAACAGGCUCGGCUCUAGUCAAGGCAGGCCCAGCCGGCAUCCUCAUCGACUACUCCAUCGUCGGCUGCAUCGUCUUCCUCGUCAUGGCCGCCCUCGGCGAAAUCAUUUCCUACAUGCCCCUCUCCCACGGCUUCGGCGGCUACGCGACACGCUUCGUCGACCCGGCUCUCGGCUUCGCGACGGGCUACUGCUACUUCUUCAAGUAUCUCCUCGCCACGCCUAAUCAACUCUCUGCCUUUGCCCUGAUCAUGAAGUUCUGGGUAGGGGACCGCGUCAACCCGGCCGUCUUCAUCACCAUCGCCCUGGUCCUGAUUCUCCUGAUCAACAGUAUCAGCGUCAAGGCCUUUGGCGAGUUCGAGUUUUGGCUCUCAUCUCUGAAAGUGGUCAUCAUGAUUGGCGUCAUCCUGCUGCUCUUCAUCCUCGCCGUGGGCGGCGGUCCCACCGGCGACCGUCCCGGCUUCAGGUACUGGUCCGACCCGGGUGCUUUCGCCGAGUACAAGGUCGAUGGUGCCCAGGGCCGUCUUCUCGGGGUCUGGAGCGCCAUGGUGGCCGCCGUAUACGCCUUCUCCGGCACGGAACUCGUCGGCGUCACAGUCGGCGAGGCCAAGAACCCGCGUCUGUGCAUGCCAAAGGCUGUUCGCCUGACCUUCAUGCGCAUCGUCUUCUUCUACAUCAUCUCCGUCUUCCUGCUGGGCAUGGUUGUCCCUUAUAACAGCGCCGAGCUCGUCUUCGCAGCUAAGGCCAAGACCAGUGCUGCGGCCUCGCCGUUUGUGGUGGCCAUCACCAUUGCCAAGAUUAAGGGGCUCGAUCACGUCAUCAACGGUUGUCUUGUAGUUUUUGUCUUCUCGGCUGCGAACUCGGACAUUUACAUCUCGUCUCGCACGCUGUAUGGCAUCGCUGUCGAUGGCAAAGCCCCUCGUAUCUUUUCCAAGACUACCAAGGCCGGCGUGCCCUUCGUGGCUUUGGGUCUAUGUGGUGUCUUCUGCUGUCUGGCGUACAUGUCUGUCAGCUCCGGUGCCGCAACCGUCUUUGGCUACUUGACGAACGUCGUCACUGUCUUUGGUCUGCUUACAUGGAUGUCCAUUCUCGUCUCCCACAUCUUCUUCUGCCGCGCCCGCACCGCCCAACGAAUCGAUGCUGCCUAUAUCCCGUAUCGCGCUCCUCUGGGCUCUUGGGGCUCCUAUGCCGCCCUCGGCUUCCUCAUUGUCCUGACCUUGACUAAAGGUAUCGAAGUGUUCGUCGGCACUUUCGACUAUAAGAACUUCAUCGUUCAGUACAUUGGGAUCCCUGUCUACCUGAUCUGCAUUUUUGGGUACAAGAUCUUCAAAAAGUCCCAUCGCGUUCGGGCUGAGACAGCCGACUUGGUCACGGGCGUGCCAGCAGAGACUGUUGCCGAGGAGAGAGCAGCGCUUGAGGCAGAAAGAAGGGAAAAGGAGGUAGCGAUGGGGAAGAAGAGUGCAUUUGCUAAGGUUUACCGGAAGGGGUUCUCAUGGCUAUUCUAA